CAACGCUUUCGCGAACAGUCAAGCAAGUGUCAAAAAUCAAAAUUGUGGGUGUAGUCCUUCUAUACAAAAUAAAAUAAAAUCAAAGCCGGUAUGUGAAAAAAAUACACAAAUCUAAAUUAAUCCAACAGUAUUUAUUUACCUCGUUCUAAAAUGGAAGAUACAAACUCCACCACAACUUCUAAACCUUACAAAAUCUGCGACGCUUCUAGAAGAACAAAGAAAGGCAUCGUCGCAUCUAGUUUAGAAGACUUGAUACAAAAACUUCCUGAAAAAUUGGGGCGUACAGAACCCUCCGAAACCGUAACAAUAGUCCUGGAAAACGACGGCACCGAAGUGGAUGAAGAAGACUACUUCUCAACCCUCGAAGACAACACUUGCCUAAUGGCUUUGUAUGAUACAGAAAGAUGGACAAGUGAAAUUCCCCAAUGCCAUAUUACUCUAGACACAACCGACGACUCUUCGGGGCAACGAAGGCUUCCCAGCUUAGUCGGGCAACUCAAGCAAAACAUAUGCCACGUAUCAGUCUUAGGAGGCCCUGAUUUGGAGUUGCUGUCGGAUAUGGAUCCUGAUAGUGUAGCUGAUAUACUGUUUCCGAAUGACAAGGAGUUUUUGGAGACUUUAAAAGAAGCUUCAGGGAGAAUUUUGUGCGAGAAGAGGCAAGCUCAGGACGCUAUGGAGCUGCUGAAUUUGUAUCAUAAGAGCGUGCAAGCCACUAACGAGGAGGCUAACGGGGUUCAACCAGAAAUGGCCUAAGGGGGUAAAUGCAAGCAUUGUGGAUGAAAUCUCAAAGCUCAAGAACCGAAGGUUAUAAUUUUUUAUACGAACGAAACACCAUUUAGACAGUUAAAGGAAUUGACUAAUUAGUAAGAUCUCAUUUUUAUAAAUAUAUAUCAAG
This is a messenger RNA of Ctenocephalides felis (cat flea), 895 nucleotides long. Its product is annotated as DNA fragmentation factor subunit alpha-like. NCBI's taxonomy places the organism in Eukaryota, Metazoa, Arthropoda, Insecta, Siphonaptera, Pulicidae. The record is from RefSeq and is a predicted model, not a curated record. Gene Ontology annotation, biological process: apoptotic process; regulation of apoptotic process. The transcript has 2 exons. The coding region runs from base 151 to 753 and encodes 200 amino acids.